Uloborus diversus is the source of this 1282-nucleotide messenger RNA. RefSeq lists its product as uncharacterized. Gene Ontology annotation, molecular function: protein binding. The coding region runs from base 61 to 798 and encodes 245 amino acids. Lineage: Eukaryota; Metazoa; Arthropoda; Arachnida; Araneae; Uloboridae. The transcript has 5 exons. The record is from RefSeq and is a predicted model, not a curated record.
GUUUAUACCAUGUAAAACAAUCAUUUUGACUUUUUAUUUGCUUUAUCAAUUGAAACAGCAAUGUCUUGCUUUAAGUAUAAAAUAACUUUCGUUAUUUUGAAAGUAUUCAGUGUCGCAGCGCACUACGAAACGAUAUAUAUUGAAGAUCUAUGCAGUUCAGAAGGCAUGAAUGUGUUAAACUUAGGGUCUGAUAGUUCUAAUUCCUCUGGGAUUCUCAAAACCUCACGAAACAGCAACUUUUUGUCUAACAAAAACUGUUCGAUAUUUCUUCAACCACCUCUGGGUUACGGUGUGAUCCUCAGUGUAAGACGCCUCGAUUUUAGACCAUAUUACCAACCAACAUGCGAAAAUUACAUUCGAGUUCAUGAAAAUAACCAUGAGUUCACGCUCUGUGGCUAUAGUGAUGAUGUUACUGAAUAUCAAUCCUAUACCAGUGAUAAUGGUGCACUUCAGCUAGAAUUCUUUACAGAAGAAGGAACGGAUGAAGGCUUUUAUUCGGAUGUCACUUUUACUAUAACAUCAUACAUAUCUGUAAACUACAACUGUGACAACAAAAAAUUGUUCCAAUGUUUGGCUAAACGUUGUAUUUGGAAAGGUUUGAUUUGCGAUGGCCAUAAUAACUGCGGGGAUCAAAGUGACGAUUCAAGGCGAUACGCGAGUUGUGGUAAACUCUCAUCAGGUGCUAUAGCAGGAAUAACUGUUGGUUCAGUGAUCUUUUUCUUAUUGCUAAUAAUCGUACCAUUCGCCUGCUUUAAAUUUGGAGCAAAGUAUAGAACUGAAGCGAUACCUGUAACAUAAAAUUAUCAAGAACGUUACCAUAAAUACAAAAAUGGUUGAUAAAAAUUUAUUUUAAUGAACUUCAAAACCAUCGAAAUUUCAAAAAUCAUUUUUUUACACAAUCGGCAAGAGACGAAGCCAGUAUAAUACAUCCAUAAGUCGCAGGUUGUAUGGCAAUUGGAAAACUCGAAUCAUUUUAAAUAAUGGGAAAAUAAUUUCUGAAUUAAAGAAAAGCCAUGAAAAAGCUUUUGCGGAGUUUCGAACGACUACCUUCACCAUAUUGGUAUUUUUGUAAGUUUAAACUGCCCACUCUGUGGGAAAGACGAAGUCAUGGACAAGAACCAUUUUGGUGAAAUGAUCGGUGCUGUGCGGGGACUCCGAGGUGAAAAGGAAUUGAAGUAUCAGACAUCUGCUGAUAUGAUAUUGACUUUUUUCUCUUGCUGUAUUUUAAUUCAAGUUCCUUGUUUGUAAGAGUUGUCAUCUUCUUAUGUCAUUUGAAAUUAAA